Rubroshorea leprosula is the source of this 1380-nucleotide messenger RNA. The record is from the annotation of a GenBank genome assembly. NCBI's taxonomy places the organism in Eukaryota, Viridiplantae, Streptophyta, Magnoliopsida, Malvales, Dipterocarpaceae.
AAAAUAAAAGCAAUUGACCAUAAGGAAAGGGAAAAGGCAAAAUGAUACGUGCAGUAGAGGCAAAGAGCGAAGAAGAUGGAGGUCAAGAGAGGAAGAAACAAGACAGCCCCAAAAAAAGGAGCCUUUUCCUCCCCGUCCUCCUUAGCAGCGCCUUCCUCCACCGGUUCCCUGUCUUCUUUCCCAAGAAGAUGGAUAAGCUAGUUGAAGGAAAGGCUCUUGAAAAUUCCGGCCGCGACAUGGACAUACUUGAACUUGAUGAGAAAGUUUGCGUGUUUUCCGACCAUGUCUCCGACAUCUCUGAUCGCUCUUACUACAAUAACUCAGCUUCCGACGAGCUCUGUGAUUUUGCCGAUGAAAACGAAAAUGAUUCCCGUGAAACAACAGAACGUACCGUAUUUUGGGAAUCAAACGAGGCCUUGCUUCAGGAAAUUCUGGAGCGUUAUACUGUAACGAACGUAAAGUUGCGGCAAGGGAUUGACAGAAUAAUCGAGCAAGCGAAGGAUACAGAUUUUUGCUGCUGCAGAGAGCCAAGAUCUGAUGGCUGCAUCAACUGCUUGAGGAAAACCGUUGUCAACCUGCUUUGCCAGAAGGGAUACAAUGCCAAACUCUGUGUCUCUAAGUGGAAACACACUAAAAAGAUUCCCGGAGGAAUGCAUGAGUAUAUCCAAGUCAUUGCAUGUACACAAGGGCGAAAGAAGCAAAUACCACUCCUAAUUGAACUGGAAUUCCGAGACCAAUUUGAGAUUGCAAAAGCCUGCGAUGACUACCGGAAACUGGUGAACCAAUUACCGGAGUACUACGUGGGGAAAGCCGACUGCCUAAAUGCCAUUGUUCGAGUACUAUGUGAGGCAGCAAAGCAAUCCAUGAAGGAGAAGAAGCUCCACAGGGGUCCAUGGAGGAAGAGAAGCUUCAUGCAGAUGAAAUGGUCAAGCUGUUUGGAAAGACCAUCCGUGGACGAUUCUUCAGAGGACAAAUUUUCAAUCAUGUUCCCAUCGCAAGCCCACGGAUCUUGUUUGCACUUGUCCGCAGCUGCUGCUGUGGUAGUCACCUGAUGAAAUGCAACCUUUUCCGGUGCUCAAGUUUUGACUCAAUUUUGGUGAUAUAUAAAUUAAUAAUAUGAGGUUUUGAUGGUUUUGAAUGUUGAGGCCUUUAGAGACGUAUGCAACCGUUAGCAUUAAGGGUGAUGAUGUUUAAAUACUAAGUGCUUGAAGUGUGUCAUAUAUGGAACAAAUAUGGUAUGUGUAAAGAACUAUAGAGGGCAAUCGUUUCUCAACGUCAGAAGGUAUGUAUCAGGUACUUGAGUUCGAAUUUCUUCUUAAUAUGUAUCAGGAGAGAUUUGGUAUUUGAUUAAUUAUGGGUCAAAAAAGAAUUUUUCUGCAU